UCCGUUCAACAGAUUCACAUCAUCAGCAGCGUUGGAGAUCCACCGGUCCGACAACGCAUGGAUCCCCAGUGAGAAGAGCGGGCACUCCGGCCUGGGGGGUGUGCAAGGUCUGAUGGCGCUGUGCUCUGAGGCCUGUGUCUCUGGCUCAGGAGGAGAAUCCUCCGGGAGUGAGGCGGGUUCUAGCUGUCUUCAGUUUGGGGUUCGUUCCUAUCUGCACCACUUCUAUGAGGAGUGCUCGUCCUCCAUGUGGGAGAGAGACCCGGAGGAUCCGGGGUUCGCCCAGAGCAAGAGGUCAACCCUGUGGUGGAACUCAGCAGUCUGGAAGGUGUCCUUGGCCCUGGGUCUCCUGAUCCUGACUGCAGGUAUUGCCAGCCUGUCAGUCGGUUACUCUACUCCCCAUAAAAUCGAGUCGUUCGGAGAGGGGGAACUGUUCUUCCUGGACAGCCGGGCUGUCAGGUUUAACAGGGGGCUGCACCUCAGCACCGCAGCCGGGAUCGGGCUCUGCUGUUUCGGCUCAGCCCUGGCGGCGAUGGGGGUUGUCUUUUGGAUCCUUCCCAGGGCCAACUUGAAAGAGAGGCUGUUCCAUAGACUGGGGGAAGGGGAAUGGAGAGAAGAGUCAGGGUCAAAGUGGAAGGGAUUUAGGGAUCCCAGGGAUGUGGUCACUAAUCCGCCAGGUAUAGCGGGGAAGAAACCCGUCACACUGUCGAAAGUGGAAAUUGUGCAGUCCACUUCUUAGAAAAUAUCCCUGCUGAGCUACAUUGUGUACAGGCUUUUGUUGUAGUCCUGGGUCCUCAUUUACCUGGUUUUUGUCUUGUUUUUGAAGGAGCCAAGUGUCAUUUUAACAUGCAGAUUGUUCAAAUGGAGGUUGUUUUGUGAUAUUGUAGUUAGACACGCCAGGAUUUAAAAGGGUAAAACUAAUUUAUUCCCAUUGAAUCGCUGUGAUCAUCAAAUAAUCUGUGCAAAUGUUUCAUGUAGAGUUCAACUUUGACACAAUAAUUUGCGCUGUCUUGACAACACCUACCUCUAAAGGGACGGAGAGCCUGAGAGACAAAAAUAGAGCAAGUUAUCAUAGCUUAUUAGCUCUAUUGCACUAUCCACUUUUAUUUAACCGUCCUGUUAGCAGAUAAACUGCUCCACAAAAGAGGAAUGGUGCAGACAGUUAUGAGAGGAGUCACCGGUAUUAAUAUGUAAUUC
Sander lucioperca (pikeperch) is the source of this 1194-nucleotide messenger RNA. It is a transcript of the gene nrsn1l, whose product is annotated as neurensin 1-like. The transcript is spliced from 4 exons. Gene Ontology annotation, cellular component: transport vesicle; neuronal cell body; neuron projection. The record is from RefSeq and is a predicted model, not a curated record. NCBI's taxonomy places the organism in Eukaryota, Metazoa, Chordata, Actinopteri, Perciformes, Percidae. Bases 113 to 736 code for a protein of 207 amino acids. Gene Ontology annotation, biological process: nervous system development.